AUGUCAAUCCCACAAAUUCUUGAUCUUCUUCCUCUGCCUUACUCAGAGACCGGUGUAUUUGAGUCGGACUUUAAUCCUGUGGCCGCUCAAUCGCCAUUGAAUUCCCUUCAUACCUUCAAUGAAGCAUUGAACAUUGCGACCCCAACUUCUGCCGCCGCUUGGGACUUAUCCGUACCUCAGUUCAACGAAACCGGGUUCGUCCAAGAGGCUUCUAUCCACCAUCUUCUUUACCGUCGUAGCCAUGGAGAGACUGUUGUUGAAGGUGAUCAGCGUGUCAGAGUCGACGAAGCUGAUUAUGCGCCGGGUGGGCGUUUCGAAGCUAUUUGCAAGCUUUUUCUUCAGUACAGCAACACCAAGGAGGAUACAUAUGCUACCGCCACCGGCUGGUUGAUUUCCGCUGAUACCAUCGUUACGGCCGGACAUUCCGCCUACGACUGGACCUACGGCCAAGGUCAUCUAGUCAAAGUCAAAGUCUUUAUCAGGUACGCUGGUAAAGAGAGUGUUAGCAAUGGUACCUCUGAAUUGCGAUAUGGAAAAUAUGUUACUCUCCCCACAGAGUACUUGAAAGGACCCCGCGAUCAGUACGAUGUUGCUUUCAUUAAAUUGAAUGCACCAUUCGAAAAUGUUCAACCUCUUGAGUAUGCGGAAACUCCUAGAAAUGGUAGUGAGGUCCUUGGUAUCGUUGGAUAUCCGACGGAUCUUGAAUCCGGAGAGUAUAUGUACGAGGACUGCCAAACGGUUGAUUACGAUCUUGCGCGGAAUAAUAUGACGCUUUCUUAUGCGCUUGAUCCCGCUGGUGGAAACUCUGGUAGCCCGGUUAUUCAACGAGAUACAGGUGCAUCCAUCGGUGUUCAUAUCGUCGGUGGCCCUCACAAUCACGCAUCCGCUAUCGGAAAGUCAGGAAAUUCCUUCCCAGAUUUCCUUCAAGCCUUGGAGCUUAAGGAGACUCAUGACUUAACUGUCGAAGAUGUAAACGGCGACUACGGCCAACAAAAUCUUCCCAGUGUACACAUUCCAGGAUUCGUCCUUACUCAAAUUAACACACCGGCACCUUCCGCAUUGACUCCAGAACCAUACAUUCCUCGACCUUUGACACCACUCAGCGUCCCCGUGGAAGAGAAGAUCUGGGAAUUGACUGUCCUGCCUGAAACCUUCGGAGUUGCAGAAGCCGGAAAAACUCGACCGGGUGAUCACUUACCCCUUGAUCAUGCUCUGCCUAAGAUUGACGACCAAUUGGCUGCUCAAACUAUCUUUUUCGCCAAUAUCAAGCCCGGUCAACUGGAACCAGAAAUCCAACAAACACUUGAGAAAAUUCAGAAGGAUAUCUGGGACUACCAAUGCUGGCUCACCAGUUCUGCCUCAAACACAGUCCAGUCAAAGAUCAACUCUGGAGCAUUGAAGACCGACGUCGAAAUCCGAAACUAUCGCGCCAAAGUCAUGGACUUCAUUCUCAAGACCAAAUCCACUUGGGUUGCCAAUACCCAAUCCGAGGUUUAUGAAAGGUCGCUUGAUGUCGCAAAUGUCGGGUACAUCGGAUUCCACGAAGAACUCCUCCGCGGAGCACUAGAAGGUGUGAGUGUACCAACAACUGCCGUCCCAGAAUUCGAACAGAUUCUACAACGCCUUGUUGAAAAUUUGAGGGUUAAAGAAGAGACUUCUUAUGAAUCGCAGCAGUACUGGAUUAUGAUUACUGUUUUUACAUACAUUCCUGAAAUUGGGACGAUCCAAGCUACUAUCAAAACACUCGCUUUCUCGAUUUCGAGAGAUGCGUAUAAAUUCAUUGAUCGCAAGAGCUCUCUUGAGAGCGUCAAGAUCAAGAUGACCUUCGACUGUGCACAGUACGAAUUCAACGAUAAUAUUUGGUCUGCGAUCAAGGGAGUUCUUAGCGAGGAGAUGCUCAAGAAGGGAGAGCAAGAUCUUAGAGCACUGACCCUUCAGCCACUUGAUAUUCCUAUCUAG
This is a messenger RNA of Orbilia oligospora ATCC 24927, 1959 nucleotides long. RefSeq lists its product as uncharacterized. Lineage: Eukaryota; Fungi; Ascomycota; Orbiliomycetes; Orbiliales; Orbiliaceae. The transcript is spliced from 3 exons. Bases 1 to 1959 code for a protein of 652 amino acids. The record is from RefSeq and is a predicted model, not a curated record. Gene Ontology annotation, molecular function: serine-type endopeptidase activity. Gene Ontology annotation, biological process: proteolysis.